Molecule: messenger RNA, 974 nt
Organism: Leguminivora glycinivorella
Lineage: Eukaryota; Metazoa; Arthropoda; Insecta; Lepidoptera; Tortricidae
Gene: Arl8
Product: ADP-ribosylation factor-like protein 8
Exons: 5
Coding region: 87-650 (187 amino acids)
Biological process (GO): protein transport; anterograde axonal transport
Cellular component (GO): lysosomal membrane
Molecular function (GO): GTP binding; GTPase activity
Source: RefSeq, a predicted model, not a curated record
UGUCGAUUGUCGACAGCAGUUUUUCGCGAGAGGCGUUAUAAUUUUUACGUUUUGAGGCUAAAUUAUUGUGAUUAUUAUAAUUCAAAAUGUUAGCCUUGAUUAAUCGUAUCCUUGAUUGGUUUAAAAGCCUGUUCUGGAAAGAAGAGAUGGAGCUCACUCUGGUUGGAUUGCAGUACUCCGGGAAAACAACAUUUGUGAACGUCAUUGCAUCUGGCCAGUUCAGUGAAGAUAUGAUCCCCACAGUCGGCUUCAACAUGCGCAAAAUCACUAAAGGCAACGUCACUAUCAAGGUUUGGGACAUCGGAGGCCAGCCCAGAUUCCGCUCCAUGUGGGAGAGGUACUGCCGCGGCGUCAACGCUAUUGUGUACAUGGUGGACGCGGCUGACAGCGACAAGAUCGAGGCGUCCCGCAACGAACUCCACAGCCUGCUCGAGAAGCAGCAGCUCACCGGCAUUCCUGUCCUAGUGCUCGGCAACAAGCGGGACCUGCCGCACGCGCUCGACGAGCACGGCCUCAUCGAGAGAAUGAACCUCUCAGCAAUCCAAGACCGCGAGAUCUGCUGCUACUCGAUCUCGUGCAAGGAGAAGGACAACAUCGACAUCACGCUGCAGUGGCUUAUCCAGCACAGCAAGUCGGGCGCCGCGCGCUAAGCCGCCAUCUAGUGGAUAUACAUCUAGGCUCUGGUAGUACCUAGACUAGCUCUGCGCUCGAUCUGAUAGAAGACGGAUAAAGCCACGUAUGCAUGGUAAAUAUUUGUUUGAGCGAUUUUGUUGAUCAACUGGCAAAAAUUUGCUGGAAACUUUGUUUAUAGGAUGACCUCCUCUCCAUACGCCAGACCGCGUGUUGUUGACUGAAAUUAAAAUUUUGAAAAAAACCCCCGACCGCAACAUAGUAAACCGAUUUUCAUGAAACGUGGCUAAGAACACUCCCGACUAAUUCAGCUUUCAGACAAAAAAACUAAAUCUAAAUCGAUU